Molecule: messenger RNA, 1975 nt
Organism: Doryrhamphus excisus (bluestripe pipefish)
Lineage: Eukaryota; Metazoa; Chordata; Actinopteri; Syngnathiformes; Syngnathidae
Gene: ptpn2a
Product: protein tyrosine phosphatase non-receptor type 2a
Biological process (GO): peptidyl-tyrosine dephosphorylation; negative regulation of ERK1 and ERK2 cascade; negative regulation of receptor signaling pathway via JAK-STAT
Cellular component (GO): nucleus; cytoplasm
Molecular function (GO): non-membrane spanning protein tyrosine phosphatase activity; protein kinase binding
Source: RefSeq, a predicted model, not a curated record
UACGGUCCACUACGGAAGUAGUGGUACAGUAGAAGGCUUUUCGCGGUGCUCUCAAGUCUUUGGUAUCAGGGUGACUCCCCGCAGGGAUUCCACGCUGUUAGAAGAUUGUUAGAUGGCUCCCAGAGACGACUAAGUUGCUUCAAACGUUGUUUAGCCACCCACAAAGUAGCUUAGUACAAUGGAGGAACAAUUCCAAGACAUUGAUUGUUCGGGAAGGUGGCAAAACAUUUACAACGAAAUCCGCAACCAGGCCAAUGAACAUCCCUACAAAGUGGCCAAACUUCCUGUCAAUCGCAAUUUAAACCGCUACAGAGACGUUAGCCCAUAUGAUCACAGUCGCGUCAAACUGGCAAACUCGGACAAUGACUACAUCAAUGCAAGUUUAGUCAUGGUGGAAGAAGUCCAAAGAGCUUACAUUCUUUCUCAGGGUCCUUUAAGGAACACCUGUGGUCACUUCUGGCUAAUGAUUUGGGAGCAGUGUUCCAAAGCUGUCAUUAUGCUGAAUAGAAUCAUUGAAAAGGGAUCUGAAAAGUGUGCGCAGUACUGGCCAACGACAGAGGAGCUCCACAUGUCUUUCCCAGACACCGGCUUUGUCGUCAGGCUACUUUCGGAGGAAGACCAAUCGUAUUUCACAAUCCGACUGCUUGAAUUACAAAACACAAAGACAAAGGAACAGAGACACAUUUACCACUUCCACUACACCGCAUGGCCUGAUUUUGGUGUUCCAGAAUCCCCUGCCUCCUUCCUCAACUUCCUCUUCAAGGUUCGGAAAUCGGGCUCUCUGAGUGCAGAGCAUGGACCCUCAGUGGUGCACUGCAGUGCCGGGAUUGGCCGCUCCGGGACCUUUGCCUUGGUGGACACCUGCCUGGUCUUGAUGGAUUGCAGGAAUAACCCAUCCUCAGUGGACAUACAGAAGGUGCUGCUGGACAUGAGGGAAUACCGUAUGGGCCUGAUCCAGACGCCUGACCAGCUCCGCUUCUCCUACAUGGCUGUCAUUGAGGGAGCCAAACUCAUUGGGACCAGCAAUUCACCACAGAUGGAGCAAAGCAACGACUCUGAGCCAGACCUGCCCCCACCGCCACCACCACCCCCUCCACCCAGACCUCACCUUAACAACAGCAGUUAUUGCACUCUGCAGUCGCUCUCCAUGGACUCUAAAGAACUCCCGCUGGAGAACCAAGACCACAACGAGACAGACACCUCCGGACACGUGAGAAAGCGCCAGCGCCAAGAGAGGAUUGCCUUCACCUCGCAGAAGGUCCAGGAGAUGAAGCGGAGACUGAAUGAGUGUGAGAGACAAAGGGACACGUGGCAGUCCUGGAGACCCCUGGUCCUGAAUGUCGGCGCUGGCGCUGCCUUGGCUUUGGGCCUGUUGGUGUGCUGGAUGUACUCCCAGUCAUAAGGCUCUCCACACAGACUUCUAAGAGACCAAGUACUGAUCAGCGUAGAUUUAGAGGGUAUUUAUUUCUUCAGGUCACCACGUGAGAGUGCUAGAUCAAAGGAAUGCGUGUGUAUUUCUCUUAGACCUCAUCGACAUAUAAGUCACAUCUCAGGAUCUUGGUGCCAGCCUUUUCUUUAUCUCUGAAUGUACUGUACCCUGGCUAAGUACUACCAAAUGUGCAGUGCAACAUCCUAUUUCUAUUCUCACUCCACGCAAUUGGAAUCCUUCCAGGACUUCAUCUUCCGUUCUCACUGAGUAAGUGUUCCAAAUCUAGAUUUGUAGCCGAGCGGACACUUGCGUCUUUGGCGUUCAUUGAUGAAGGAAAGCAAAGAGUCGGUGUGUAUUCUGUACGUGACACCUCAGCAGGUGACUGGGACCAAGCCAUCUUGUUUGCACGUGAAAUUCCUCCAGGUGACAGCAAAUGCAAGUGUCUACGUGUUUGAUUGCUGAGGAUGUGCCUUCAAGUGGGGGUGAUGGGGGGGGUGCACUUCUUGGCAUUCCAUUUAUUGUUGCUUUCCAUGUUUUAACUAUUUU